UGCUGUGCUGUCCUCCCUGUCUCUCCUGACCCUCCUGCUUCAGGGCCCAUUCAGGCAGCAUCACAGAGCCUGUGCUCUGUGUGAUCACCCUCUGUGUCAUCACCGGCCCUGCCACUCCUACUGCCUGCAGCCGGCUCAGCUCUCAGAUGCCUCCUCACCUUCUCCACAGUUAGGUAGGCAGCUACCAGUCUGGCUGCUUUUGUUGCCACACUGCUUUAUUGCAACUUUACUUGAUAUCUGAUUGAUAAUGGCGCCUACAGGGUCCUCUGUGGAGGAGCCUGUACAGCCUCCAGAAAACCAGAACCAAGCUGGUGGAGAAGGUGGUCCAGAUUCUUUGUCUUUUGAAGUUGGGGUGGCCCCUGAUGAUUGGGCAAUCACACUCACUGGGUCUACAGUCCCUAUGGUUUUUCAUGGUGUUGUGCAAGCAUUCUGGGAGGAAGAGGAAGAGGGGGAGGAAGCCUGGCCUGAGGUUGAGGAGUACAGAAAUGUACACCUAGAUGAUGAGGAGGUAGAGGAGGAGAUAGAGGAUUUGGAAGGGGAAUACAAGGGAGAAAAUGGUGAGGAGGAAGAAAAUGUUGAGACAGUGAAUGAAGAGGACAGCCAGGAGGAGCAGGUAAACGAAAGCAAUGUGGGAGAGGAGGAGACCUUCAGGAAGGAAGAGGAUGAUCAAGAAGUUUUCAGCAUCCGGAUGAAGAAGCCCAAGAAGUUGGCCCCAACAAGAAGAAGGAGGGCGAAAGCAGUUCCUCAGAAGAAGGACCUGAAAAUGAUCAAGAUAAGGCAUAAAGAAGUCCCUAGAAUCCAGCUUGAAGAGAUGAAGAAAGAAAAAAACUGAUUGCAAAACAUUGACAAAACUGUUCUUUAAACCUGAACUAAGUAACAUCCAUUAAUAGCUUAUCUUCUAUACUUUUCAGAUGUAUCUCACAUCAUUUCUUCAGUCUCAAAAUAAAAGCUGUUUGAAAUGAUAA
This is a messenger RNA of Oryctolagus cuniculus (rabbit), 965 nucleotides long. Lineage: Eukaryota; Metazoa; Chordata; Mammalia; Lagomorpha; Leporidae. The record is from RefSeq and is a predicted model, not a curated record.